AUGGCUCUCUCAAAGCCACCACAACAUUUCAGUCCCUUUAACAAUACAAAUCCUCAUCUUGAAACUGCGGCUUCUAUCUUGACAUUCUCUAUUGAUUCAUCAAGAAGCAAACGAAGAGACGUUCUUCUCUCAAUCUCAGGAACAAUAAUCCCUCAACUGUUUCUCCUUGACAGCAAACACUCUUCCUCCGCAAAAGCUGCUGACCUUUUCAGCUUCAUGGCACCAGAACCCGAGCCCGAACGCACUGUCGAGAUGGCUAAGGUGGUCCCAGAAGGAUUAAGGAAAAAUGGGGAAAAUAUAAAAGAGAUAAUAAAAGAGAUGAUGAUAGAAAAUAAGAGGUGGAAAGAAGGAGGGAAAGAGUUAAGAAGAAGUGCUUCAAACAUGAAACAAGAUUUGUAUUUAAUCAUCCAAGCAAAGCCUCCCAAGGAUAGACCUCUUCUUAGGUCACUCUAUUCAUCUCUCUUCAGCACAAUCACCAAGAUGGAUUAUGCAGCAAGAGAUGGGGAUGCAACCAAAGUAGAGGAGUACAACAAGAGUCUUGCUGCAACACUUGAUAAUAUUUUUACUCGAAUUUAA
Eruca vesicaria subsp. sativa (arugula) is the source of this 576-nucleotide messenger RNA. NCBI's taxonomy places the organism in Eukaryota, Viridiplantae, Streptophyta, Magnoliopsida, Brassicales, Brassicaceae. The record is from the annotation of a GenBank genome assembly.